GCAGAGAGGAGGCUCAGAGGAAAGAUUUGCCCUGGAGCAGAUAAGUUGGACCAGGGCCCAGGAACUCCAUGCUCCUACUGGAUUUCCCACGAGGAAAGGGAGAAUGACGAUCAAAAAGUCAUGGAAAGUUAUUUUCCUGCGACUGUGGAGUAUGCCUUACACAUAUUCAAUCUGAAGAGCAAGGACAUGAAUGCCUACAGGCUGGUUCGGAUCCGGAAUUCCAGGAGGGAGCAGGCAGAGACCAUGUUGGCAUUCUCCAUGGAGCUGGAGCUUCGCAGAACUAAGUGUGGGAAAUUUGAUGAAGACAUUGACAACUGCUCCUUUCAGGAAAAUGCAGAGCUGAACAAUACCUUCACCUGCUUCUUCACCGUCAGCACUGAGCCCUGGAGAACAGUGUUCCAACUCCUGAACAAGACCUGCCUAGAGGGGUUCUACUGAGUGUGAUCACACCCCAGCCCAGCCUUUCUGUCCCCCUUGGACACCAGCAACUCCCUUUAGGUGGCCCUUCAAUGGUUAAGCAGCUCUGAUCUCAGUUCUCUGCUUUGCAAAUAUCUGGAG
Molecule: messenger RNA, 558 nt
Organism: Hipposideros armiger (great roundleaf bat)
Lineage: Eukaryota; Metazoa; Chordata; Mammalia; Chiroptera; Hipposideridae
Product: cystatin-9-like
Exons: 4
Coding region: 121-438 (105 amino acids)
Biological process (GO): antimicrobial humoral response
Source: RefSeq, a predicted model, not a curated record